AUGGCGUCCAUCGUCAGUGACAUGUUUUCCACUACUGCUGCAGCAGCAGUUGUUUCAGCCAUAAAUUUGUCAAAUUCGUUUACGAACCUUAUGUUGAGCAAGCUUAUCAGCCGGACAAACAACCUGGCGCGUCUAUCAGUUUUAGAAAACUCAGCAAUAACACGCUGCCGUCAUAAGUCGUUCAAGAAAAGACUGCGGAAGAAGAAGUGCUUCUGGAUAAAGCCCGGACGAACCGACCUUUGGUGGCGCAAUAUAAAGGAAGACAGAUGUUUAGAAGAAGAUUGGAAGAAGAAUUUUAGAAUGAGCAAAGCCGAAUUUCUGAAGCUUGUUGACGAACUCCGACCCUUUAUUUCAACAAACCCCAGAUCCCCUCGGCUAGGAAUUUCAGCAGAAAAGAAGGUCAGUCAUUCAGAAUAGCGAAGAUUUGUUGAUAAAAUGUGUCCAUUUAUAUCUUUCCAUUCUAAGGCUUCCCACCAUGCAAAUGCAAUUCCAUCUAUUAACAAAUUUUAUGUUUUCGUGACUUUUUAAUAUUGUCACUGAACCCCCACUCCCACCCCCCUCGCUGAAUUUGACACCAAGUACUUAUGCAAAAUACUGUAUUGUUAGUUCAGUGUAAUUUUGUUCAAACCAUUCUUCCUCAAUAUCUGAAACUUGUUUAAUAUGUUCUAUACACUAGGUUGCCAUAACUCUUUACUAUCUCAAAGAUAGCGGAAGUGUGUUGAUGACUGCUAAUAGUUUUGGGGUUGCAGUCCCAACAGUGACAGUUACAAUACGUACAAUUUGUUAUGCUAUCAGUGAACACCUGCUACCUGAAUAUAUCCAUCUGCCACAAGAUGAACCUUCCCUUGAGAGAUUAAUUCCAGGCUGGGAGCAGAAGACUGGGUUUCCAAUGGUUGUUGGUGCAGUUGAUGGAACCCACAUCCCCAUCAUGCAACCAUACCGCAACUCACAAGAUUAUUGCUCAUACAAAAUGAAGUACACAAUCAAUGUGUAA
This is a messenger RNA of Porites lobata, 994 nucleotides long. The record is from the annotation of a GenBank genome assembly. NCBI's taxonomy places the organism in Eukaryota, Metazoa, Cnidaria, Anthozoa, Scleractinia, Poritidae.